This is a messenger RNA of Suillus paluster, 1380 nucleotides long. RefSeq lists its product as uncharacterized. The transcript has 10 exons. Lineage: Eukaryota; Fungi; Basidiomycota; Agaricomycetes; Boletales; Suillaceae. The record is from RefSeq and is a predicted model, not a curated record. Bases 1 to 1380 code for a protein of 459 amino acids.
AUGAGUUCUCAGUCUUUUCUUCCAUUGAGCGGUGGCAAAAUGCAUGUCCAACCCUUAGGACGUCGCCGUCCAAGGGUCCACCUGAGCAAGGAAGCGCGAGCUAUACUUACUGCCUCGCAUCAUGAAAAAUCGCACUGUUUCAAGACUGCCAUCCACAAUGUUUGGGCCGACAUCAACAAAUCUGUCAAGGCGAUCGCGGCCUCUAACCACAAGAGUAUCUGUCAGGUACAACACGAACUGUACAUGGGCCAAAGCCUUUUGCGGAACAAGCGCUUGAAAUUGAGUGCUUGGAAUGCCUUUUGCUGGAAAAAGAAUCAGAGUGUUGACAAGGAAAAUGGGCCCUCCGGCAAGGCAUUACUACCAGAGCUUAUCAACGAGCAUCGUGUGGAGUACCACACUCUCUCCAAGGAUGAAAAAGACUCCAUUCUCAAGGAGUACAAGAAACACAGGGCUACAAAGACCAAUGGAGUUCGUAUCUCCACGAAGUCAAAGGUCAACGACGUUACUCAAACCCUCAAGACCAUUGAAAAUGAGUUAAAUAGCUUAAGGUGCCAGACGGGCACAGAGACGAUACUGUAUAUGACGCGUGGCUCGACUGAUCUCCCCCUUCAUGGAAUUGCCUUUGCGACAGAGGGUGUUGAUAAUUUCAUGGAGUCUGUGAUGGAUGUUGAUAACCAAGAGUUCGUCACCAAGAUGGAAGGCUUCGCACUUCAUGGUAUACGCGGUGCUGCUAAAAACCAUCAACAACGCUGUUGUAAUCUUCGCGGUGAGAUCCGUCAAUUGAUCAACAAUAAACUUCAGCAAAUUACGAAGAACCCGAAGGCAACAAUGCAGUGGGUACAUUAUUGGCGCAAUGUUGUUUCACGCUAUCAGGUCAUAGUUGAGGGGUGGCCUGACGAGAUCCCAUUCGACAACCUUAGCAAAGCGGCCAGUGGAAUCACCGCUCUGGAGAACCUUAAAGAGAGAUGGAGGUCUGGAGAAACUGCUUGCAAGCUCAGCAGUGAUGAGGUUGUCGAACACCGCUGCCGGCCUCGCUCGGAUAAGGGUAAGAAGCGGUGCCACGCUCUUUCUCCCAAUGAGAAUAAGGCAUACACAAGCCCUGCUACUGUUGAGGACAAGGAUGACAUAGAUAGUACUACUGUAUCCUCUCACAACAACUCGACACUCAACAGUGUACCUCUCAACGACAUACCUGUCUCACAGGCUGGACAACCUGAUCCGUUUCACCCUUUGGCGUCAACUAGCGCCAAUGGGCCAAAUUUGCCUUCAUCCCCCAAUAGUACAGGUUUUAAUCUCCCGCUGGUACUUACGCCUAAGUGUUUAAUGCCGGUGUUGGGAUUUGAUGCAAUUCACUAUUGUAAGCCUAGGCGAGGCACAUGA